UAAUUUUUCAGAAGUUACUAAACUUCCAAAUUUAAAAGUUUUAGGUCUUGUUUUAGGUUUUUCUUCUGUUAAUGAUGUUUUCAUAAAUAGAUAUUUCAUAAUUGUUGAUAAAGUUGAUAUACCUGUAUACUCAAAAACUUUAAUAUGUUCACAUAAUUGCUGA
This is a messenger RNA of Scutellospora calospora, 163 nucleotides long. The record is from the annotation of a GenBank genome assembly. NCBI's taxonomy places the organism in Eukaryota, Fungi, Glomeromycota, Glomeromycetes, Diversisporales, Gigasporaceae.